Molecule: messenger RNA, 699 nt
Organism: Acanthosepion pharaonis
Lineage: Eukaryota; Metazoa; Mollusca; Cephalopoda; Sepiida; Sepiidae
Source: the annotation of a GenBank genome assembly
AUGCGAGACAAGUGUUCGCGGCAUCACACUACGGCAAAAGCGGGUGAUCAGACCUUGUCUUCUUUCAUAAGUUCACAAUCUAGUUACUUUCUUUGUUUAUUUCUUUCUUUCUCGAUUCUAGCAAACCUUGUCUUUCAUACACUAUUAUUUUUCUUUCUAGUUUAUAUCAGCACUUCUUUUCUUUCAUACUGUACCUAUUUUUUAGUGCUUUCUUUGUUUCUUUCUUUCGUUCAGUCCUUGUCUUCUUCAAUACAUUCACUUCUUUCUUUCUUUUUCUUUCUUUCUUUCUUUCUUUCUUUCUUUCUUUCUUCUAGCAGUCCUUGUUUUCCUUCAUACAUUCACUAUUCUUUCUUUCUUUCUUUCUUUCUUUCUUUCUUUCUUCUAGCAGUCCUUGUCUUCUUCAAUACAUUCACUUCUUUCUUUCUUUCUUUCUUUCUUUUUCUUUCUUUCUUUCUUCUUCUAGCAGUCCUUGUUUCUUCUUUUUUACUUUCACUUCUUUCUUUCUUUUUUCUUUUCUUUUCUUUCUUUCUUUCUUUCUUUCUUUCUUUCUUUCUUUCUCCAUUUUUCUUCUUUCACGCAUUCACUUUUCUCUCUUUCUCUCUUUUUUCCCUCGUUCAUCGCAUUCUUUUUUUUAUUUCAUACAUCCACUUUUUUCGUCAUUUCUUUCCCGUUUAUAGAAGUCCACGUCUUCCUUUAUAG